GUCACCCUGGAGGCCGUCGUGGACGCGAUCUCGGCCGUAGGCUUCGGCGCCCAGGCCGCCUGCGAGACCUCGGAGCACCCCUCCACCUUCGCGGUCCGCCUGCUCCCCGGAGUUGGCCGGCAGGAGCUGCGAGACGCGCUGGCGGCCAUCCCGG
Prorocentrum cordatum is the source of this 154-nucleotide messenger RNA. The record is from the annotation of a GenBank genome assembly. NCBI's taxonomy places the organism in Eukaryota, Dinophyceae, Prorocentrales, Prorocentraceae.